AUGCCGUUUCCAUUCGUGGUUUCCACCACAUCCGCCAUCUCAUUCCAUUCCAAUGUGACCUCAACCACGCAUCCCUCAUUCCCGUUGACAACUUCAUCGCAAAGAGCAAUCCUUCGAGCAGCAUUGAAAAGUCAUAAGCGGCUUCCGCCGAGUGAUCAGGCAAUAAAUCUCAACAAUCUCCUCUCUACCACUCACAACUAUCUCAGAUAUCUUCUUGCACUUGACCUUGCUCUGAGUGGAAGACCAGUUGCGGGAGAGGAAGUGGAUGUCGCUUUGGUGAAAGAAGUGGAGGUUGGAUGGCGUCCCACCUUGAUUUCGAGUGCUAUCCCAGGGCGUGACAAUGAUCGUGUCAAAGGAAAGGGCCUCGACUAUGAGAUAUACUUUGUUCACCACACCCUGGCAUUGAUCCACAAUCUUCUUGCUCGUCAAUCACUAUUAGGACUGUAUGCAGCCACUGUGCCAACCACAGAGCAGCGAACAUCUUUUAUCCAAAAUGCAACCAAAUCUCUUAAAACGGCUCAUGCCAUUCACACGUAUCUCAUUCAGCGAGCGAAUUCAUCAAGUGAAGGACCCCCGGCUUUCCCCCCCAACGCCAUUGAUGUAUCAGUGCCUGUUCAGUCAGCUUUACAGCACCUUGCUCAUGCAGAAUUCAACCUCCUCUGUGUAUUGAAAGAUGAUCCCUACCCUGCUUUACUGGUACAAUCACGGAAUAAAGAUGAUAAAGAAUGGAUGAUCAAGGCUCCUCAAAUACCCAAAGUGCGUGCCCAGGUUUUGACAAGACUAUGUAUUGGUGCUGCAGAACACGCCACAGCAGCCAAUGCUUCAUUGAAAGUGGAAGGAUCCAAAGUCUCCAAAGAUUUCAUGGACUAUUGCGAUGGCAUCUACAGAGCUUCUCGUGCGAAAGCCUGUCGUUUUCAGGCAUUGGACGAAGAUCUUGCCGGAAAGACUGGCACGGGUAUCGCAUGGCUCAGAGCUGCUUUGAAUGAACUGGGUGCUGAAAUCAGGAAAGACGGUUCAAAAUCAUCAGGGCUGGGCCGGCUGAAAGCCUCCUGGACUGAAAGGAGAGAAGAUAAAAGAAUCGAGAAGGGAAGCCCGAAUUGGGGUUUGGACGGUGGAAAGCUCGAAGAAGGUCGCAUAGUGGAGCAUCUCGAGCGCAAGAUGGCAAAAGAGAAUGACACAAUCAACGUUCAGAUCAUUCCAGAAUGGAGGCCUCUGUUGGCAACUCUCCCUAGUGGAAUGAACAUGCCGAUUGAUGAAAAGUGGAAGCCUUCACUUCUGGAAGAGGAUGAGCUGGCUGCAAUGAGGGCUCCUCCUGAGGCCGAUGACCUAGUCGAUGCUGCGAGUUCUGAGGACGAAGGCGGCUCGAAACAGCCCGUGGGAGCAUUUCCAGGCACGCAUCGGGAUUAUGAUGGACAGGAUAGGGGAUAUUAUUGA
Messenger RNA from Exophiala aquamarina CBS 119918, 1434 nucleotides. RefSeq lists its product as uncharacterized. Bases 1 to 1434 code for a protein of 477 amino acids. Gene Ontology annotation, cellular component: plasma membrane. NCBI's taxonomy places the organism in Eukaryota, Fungi, Ascomycota, Eurotiomycetes, Chaetothyriales, Herpotrichiellaceae. Gene Ontology annotation, biological process: cellular response to pH. The transcript has a single exon. The record is from RefSeq and is a predicted model, not a curated record.